CUCACCACGCGAUAAUAUGGAGCCCAUGCGUCGUCCUGGUGACAUUCCGACAGGCUACGAGCGCGGCAUCAUUGAGGAGUCUGCACUGCUCUCGGAGCGGUACCCCGUGGCUGCUAGUUUCCCCACGUGGAUGACGCAGACUCGAGGCCAGCUCACCGAACAAGGGUUCAAGCUUGACGUGAUGGCCUACCUGGCAACGUCAGCUGGAGGGCUCGCCCGAGACAACGACCUCGCGCCCAACACACUGCUGCAGAACAUGUGCAUCACCAAGAGUCUCGACCACAUCGAGAAGGACGAUUUCGUGCAGGCCUGCAUGACCAGGCUCGAGCACGGUGCCUAUCUCGCUGCCAUCUUCGUGCGGCACGAGGGCCCGGGAUUCUGGAUCCAGCCAGCGCGCUUCCACACUCCGCAACCUCUCCGGCCCGUGUUCUACUGAGGAGGGAGUUCGAGCGAGUAGGACCGAAGCGAGUCAUGUACAUCAGAGUGUUCACAUGCAAUCUAUUCCCUCAUUCUUUGCUAUGAAGGAGCCGGUCGCAGAAUCG
This is a messenger RNA of Phytophthora sojae, 542 nucleotides long. RefSeq lists its product as hypothetical. The coding region runs from base 17 to 436 and encodes 139 amino acids. The transcript has 2 exons. Lineage: Eukaryota; Oomycota; Peronosporomycetes; Peronosporales; Peronosporaceae. The record is from RefSeq and is a predicted model, not a curated record.